Messenger RNA from Gloeophyllum trabeum ATCC 11539, 603 nucleotides. RefSeq lists its product as uncharacterized. Lineage: Eukaryota; Fungi; Basidiomycota; Agaricomycetes; Gloeophyllales; Gloeophyllaceae. The transcript has 3 exons. Bases 1 to 603 code for a protein of 200 amino acids. The record is from RefSeq and is a predicted model, not a curated record.
AUGACGACGACCGAGAAACUCAGCUUCACGACUACGAGCCUGCAGAAUGUGAUCAUUUCGAACGAGAGCGACUCGAUCUACUACGACGUCAAGACGUGGGAGGAGGACCCCGGCCUGACGAAGGUGCAGAAGCUGAACGCGAAGACGCAGCUGUACGACCUUGUCGCUGAGCUCGAGAACGCUAAUGGGAGGCCGGUGGCAGUGCGAUUCCAGGGGGGGAACGAGACGGUGAGGGUUGAGGAGUGGUUGAAGAUGGAGAACAUUGAGAGGAAUAGGUGGGGCACCUGGGAUGGGAAAGUGAGUUUCACUGGGAGUAAUGGAGAGGUGUAUGCGUGGUCGGUAAAGGACGGAGUACUUCACGUGAGUGCUGUGAUAUUCUGGAAAUCUGGGGGGCUUAAAGAGAUCUGCAUCAAGCUUAUGCGAGAGGGGACGACAUCCGAGAAGCCUCUGGCCGUAUUUCGGCCGUACCAGAGGUGGAUGUAUGUAUUGUCGAUCACCGAGGCACCUUCGAUCGAUGUAGUGCCAGAGGCUCUGGAGAUACUUGACGCCCUCAUAGUGUCAUUCCUUGUAACGGAAGGCACGCGUAGGGGGUACUUUUAUUGA